AUGGAUUGGCGGUUAUGGAUCGAGCUUGAAUCAUGGAAACGAUUGAUAGGCGGCAUAUUCAUCGAAAGCACGUUGACAAUGGUCAUAUACGAAGUUAACCCGGGGUUUCACGCAACUCAAGACUUGGACAUCCCAGUGUACAGCGAUGAAAUCCUGUGGAAUGCGGGGUCCAUUGAUGACUGGAGAGAAACAUACAACAGCAUCGGAACGAAGAAAGAAAGCAGGCGCCACACCAUCAAAGAUGUCCUAGUGGACAUUUUACUCGAAGGGAAGUAUCACGCGAACACCAUGCCUUACCACGUAUCGCCACUCACCGCUCUCGUUGCUGUACAUGCGCUGGUGGUACACAUGUGGCAGCGGUUCCAAGUAUGCCAAGCGCUCACAUCAACAACUUCGUUGUUUUCUUCCAGCUCUGAACAUGACCCCCUCAGCUCAUCAUUGCUGAGAAGCGCCAUGCAGUCUUUGACUCGAUGCCAUGAUUUCCUACAAGGAGUCAGGAGUGAGCUUCCACAUGCGGAUGCUGACGAGCAUGAGAAGGACCAAGAAUGCUCGCUCGUGUUCAACUGCCAAGCUAUAUUGCGCAUUGCUUACACCCGCAUUGCUGGCCCUUCGAUCAGAAUUAGCCUCAUGAACACAGAUGAUGCAGAUAUGGACGCGGCAAUAUCUUCAUUUGUGACUGCAAAAAUGGAACGCAGCCCGCAACUACUCGAUAUCAUUUCAAAAUCUUUCGAAGGCUUCAAGAUCCCAGUCAAAAUUGGUCACUUGCUUGUACGAAAGACAGCAGCAUUUCGUUGGAGCGUGGAGCACGCAGUAGCAGGAUGGUCAAGCGCAAUUCUUGUGUCCAAAUGGGUCUAUUCCAUAGAGAUUGGUGUCUUUGCUGGCAUACAGCCGACUGCGGCCGAAAGCAAGCUACUUACCACCAUCAGAGAGGCUCUCGAAGAAGCAGAAUGCGAACUGAGUGAAGCUUCGUGCUUGUCGGCGGCCGUGGCUAAGACAUGGGGUUGGUUCAUGCACGAUGUCUGGAUCUGGGGCAUUACGCCUCGCAUGGGAGAAGCACUCAAUCGUCUGGCAAUUGCGUACACCCGUAUAAUUGAUGCAGCCAAAGGCCAUGUGGUCGACCGUCCACCGCUGUGCUUGGGCAGACUGGAAAGUAGAGACGGCUUUGAAAGCAUUUAUGUAGGCAGUCGUGCCAGCUGUAAUCUUUGA
Colletotrichum gloeosporioides is the source of this 1206-nucleotide messenger RNA. RefSeq lists its product as uncharacterized. The record is from RefSeq and is a predicted model, not a curated record. Bases 1 to 1206 code for a protein of 401 amino acids. NCBI's taxonomy places the organism in Eukaryota, Fungi, Ascomycota, Sordariomycetes, Glomerellales, Glomerellaceae. The transcript is spliced from 3 exons.